Molecule: messenger RNA, 1362 nt
Organism: Sparassis crispa
Lineage: Eukaryota; Fungi; Basidiomycota; Agaricomycetes; Polyporales; Sparassidaceae
Product: cyclopropane fatty acid synthase
Exons: 12
Coding region: 1-1362 (453 amino acids)
Biological process (GO): lipid biosynthetic process
Source: RefSeq, a predicted model, not a curated record
AUGGGCGCACAGUCUCUCACACUCCUUGGCUCUGUGAGGCAUUCCCUCUGGGAAUCGCUCGUCCAGUAUAUGCGGGGGUUCAUGUUGCGCUCCCUCAAGAACGGACUCCAGCACGGCCAUUUGGUCAUCACGGAGGGGGAAAAUAAACACUCCUUUGGCGUUGUCGGCGACCGGCCCAUCUCCCUCUCCGCCGAUAUUGCGGUAGAGAAUGAGGCAUUCUGGGUCCGAGUAUACCUCUCCCAUGAUCUAGGCUUUUCUGAGGCCUACAUGCAUGGUGAUUUUACGACAUCAAAUUUGAAAGCCAUUCUCGACCUGUGGCUGGCUAACCGAGAUACCCUGACGAGCCUGAUGUCCAUGUACAGUCGCGUAAGCUGGAUGAUCUCGUCUAUCGCUGUCAAGAAUUUUGGGCAGACACUCGUCAAGUCCAUCCCGAAUGUUGUAACCGGCUACGACUGCAGCAACACAUUUUUCCAGGCCAUCUUAAGCAAGGAGAUGAUGUACUCGUGCGCGCUUUGGACGGAUGAGACCGGCGGAGUCCGGGGUGAUCUGGACGGCACUGUGAAGAAGUUUGAUCUCGAGAACGCGCAACUGCACAAGAUUCAUUAUCUCCUGAAGAAGGCCCGCGUACGGCCCGGCGACAGGCUGCUCGAAUUCGGGUCCGGCUGGGGCGCGAUGGCUAUCGAGGCGGCGAAGAUGGGAUGCACGGUAGACACUCUCACACUCUCCAUUCAACAGAAGAUUCUCGCGGAGCAGCGCGUCGCCGAGGCCGGGCUAUCCGACAAAGUUCGCGUGCAUUUCAUGGAUUACCGUAAUCUUCCCCCAGAAUUCGAGAAAGCCUUCGAUGCGUUCAUCUCCGUCGAAAUGCUCGAGGCCGUCGGGGUUGCGUACAUGCACCAGUACUUCAAGAUCCUGGACUGGGCACUCAAGUCCGACCGCGCUACCGCGGUCAUGACUGCUACUUCGCAACCCGAGUCACGCUGGACAAUGUACCAGGCGACCGACUACGCUCGCAAGUACCAAUGGCCGAACACCAUCCUGCCAUCCGCAACGUACCUCGCCAACGCGUGCCAGGAAGCGGUGCCGCGGAGGUUUGUCCUGGAGGGCAUCGAAGACAACGGCGUUCACUACCCGCGCACACUGAGAGAGUGGGGCAGGCGCCUGCAGGAGAAUUGGACGCCUGAGAUGAUCACGGAGAUGCUCAAGGACCGCCCUGAGCUCUCCAACGAGCGUGACCUCGCGAUCUAUAAGCGCAAGUGGGAGUACAUGUGCGUGUAUGCUGAAGUCGGCUACGCCCGCGCGUACACCUCCAUGCACUACUGGACGUUCGCGCGCCCGGACAAUCCAAUGCUGGUGUGCGACUAA